Uranotaenia lowii is the source of this 1962-nucleotide messenger RNA. RefSeq names its product traB domain-containing protein. NCBI's taxonomy places the organism in Eukaryota, Metazoa, Arthropoda, Insecta, Diptera, Culicidae. The record is from RefSeq and is a predicted model, not a curated record. Bases 203 to 1720 code for a protein of 505 amino acids. The transcript is spliced from 3 exons.
UAGAAAUAAAUGGCAACACUUCCAUCUAUGAAUUGAAAAUAUUGAAGUUUUUCGAAUGUGCUUUAUAUUGUAAAUUGAUAUUUUUGUGUUUUAAUGUUGCAUGUUUCAGUUUUUGAGACGUAUAUUUAAAGAGCCCAUAAAUAUACUAUUUCCCACAAUAUUGCUUCGAACAGCCUUAGGACAAACGGAGUAAAGAGUUAAGAUGUCUUCGCCCAUCAGUUCCUCGUCCGAGUACAACAGCGCUUUGGAUCAAACCUUCAAUUCAACGCUCAGCCCCGAGAAUUUUGACCUUUCGCUAACGGAUUCCGAUAUUGAAAACGUAAACUUAUCUCGAGAAUGGAAUGAGCUACUGAAACCUGAACAAAAAGGAAAAAACAAUGAUUGCGAAUCCUCCCAACUACUGAUAAAUAGUUUGCGGAAUAACAAUGUUCGCCAGGACCAAAACCAGAUGCCACUUAAGAGCCCGUCCAAAUCAUUGAAUGGGGAUUCGUCGCUCCAGUUGGAUAGCACAAUUAGUUUGGAUUUCAGUGGUAUCAGUACAGCAACCGAGGGUAGCUCUACCUUAUCCGUGAUUUCCAGCUCCGAUGAUUCUGUAUCUCUCCCGGUGAGUAGCGAUGCUGAUCCCCAGUCUACGCAACCCAACGUGUCCAUGAUCAGCAUCGAAAAGGAAGACGAUGAAAGUCCGACAACUCGUGAUUCGAAAGACACAACACACAAUGUUUCACUGCUUCCGGUUGAUGAUGAUCAGUUAACGGAAUCGGGCACAAGUCAACCGGAAACUUCAAAGGAGGUGAUCAAAAUCUACAACAGCAUAGAAGAGUUCGAUGCCAAUCUACCGGAAACGGUUAACCUACUAACUACCCCUGAGGGCUGCAAAGUUUAUCUUGUGGGAACGGCGCAUUUCAGCGAAAAGUCCCAAAAUGACGUCUCGCUUGUAAUGCGCAAUGUGAAACCUAACGUGGUCAUGCUUGAGCUGUGUCCAUCACGAGUACAUAUCCUAAAGUAUGACGAACGUACCUUACUAGAGGAAGCUAAAGAUAUUAAUCUGGCGAAAAUUCAAAACAUAAUCAAAACCAAUGGAGUAGUGAAUGGAAUGUUGUAUAUUUUGCUGCUCAACAUGAGUGCCAAAAUCACUAAGAAACUGGGAAUGGCCCCGGGUGGAGAAUUUCGCCAGGCGGUUAAGGAAGCUUAUCACCUUCCACAAUGCCUGAUUCAGCUUGGCGAUCGACAAAUAAACAUCACCUUGCAGCGCGCUCUCAGGGGUUUAUCGCUGUGGCAAACAGUAAAGCUGGUCCCGAAGCUACUCUUCAUGGACGAUGACAUUACGGUCGAGGAGAUGGAGCAGUGCAAGAAAAAGGAUCUAUUGGAAGAGAUCAUGCUCGAAAUUGCCGGCGAGUUUCCCGCUUUUGGACGAGUUUUUGUUCAAGAACGGGACCUGUAUCUGUGUCAUUCACUGCAAGUUGCCGCGUUACCACAACAAUUGCAAGAUGGUAGCAUUAGACCGGUUAAUGUGGUUGGUGUAGUAGGGAUUGGCCAUGCCGAAGGAAUCAUCAAAAAUUGGGGCAAGGUGGAAAGUUCGACCGUGGCCUCGAUCGUCACUAUUCCCCCGGCCAGUUUCAGCCAUCGAGCUGUAAAAUUCAUUUUCAAAUAUGGAACACUUGGGCUGUGUGCUUACGGUGUGUUCCGGAUCGUGCGCCCAAGGCUUUCAAGAUUUUUAUGAUCAAUUGUAUAUUUACUGGUGCUUGAAGACUAUUGAUGCAUCAUGAACGAGAAUAUUCGGUUACAUACGACGAAAGCUCGACGCCUAUCAGUUUACGGCAUUCCGAAACGAAUUUAAGAUAAUUAUGCAAAUCAAAAUGUUGUAACAUUUAUAUAUUUUAUCAAUUUACUAUAACGAUAGGAAAGAAUAAAGUGAUUACGCAGAAAAUAAGCUUCGAAUCUUUAUUUGAUACACCUGUUCAU